Molecule: messenger RNA, 2871 nt
Organism: Cryptomeria japonica (Japanese cedar)
Lineage: Eukaryota; Viridiplantae; Streptophyta; Pinopsida; Cupressales; Cupressaceae
Exons: 14
Coding region: 201-2120 (639 amino acids)
Molecular function (GO): 5'-nucleotidase activity
Source: RefSeq, a predicted model, not a curated record
UUACUAGUUCCCAUGUCUGCGAGGAAAAGAGUGUCCACGUGACUAAAAUAGUUUUCAUCGCUACCUAUAUAUUUGCGGAAGGUAAGCAAAACAUUCCCGUGUCUGAAAUAAACUCCUAAAAAUUCCGUGUUCGAUUCCCUCCUCGUCCAUUUCAAAUCAGCAGCGAAGAACACAGCGUUUCGAGACCAACAGCCAUCAAAAUGCUCUUGAUCAGAAGAAAAGCUUUUGCUUGGGCCACUCAGAUUAUCCCGAAACAUCACAAUGGAACGCACACCAUUACGUUUAAGAGCGGCCACAUAUUAUAUCAAUUGAAUAACUCAUACGAUGUUGGGGGUAGUCGAAGGUCAUUCUUUGUUACCUCGAGUUCUUUGCGUGGCAUACAUUCAAAAGUGGAAAAUUUGAAUGCUGCUGCAGAGAAAACUCACGUUGCGGAGACAGAGAAAACUCUCGCUGCUGGGACAGAGAAAAACCUGGCCGCUGGGACAGAGGCAAAUGUAACUGCCGAGACAGAGGAAAAUCGGGCUGGUGGAACAGCGGAAAAUAGCCAGAGUUUUAGUAGUGGGAAGUUAUUGGAAACUGAGUUAUUGAAAUGCGAUAAUAUUCAAGCUUCCUUAGAGAGCAAAGCUACUGAAGACGAUGUUUCAAAAAUCAGGGAGGAGUUUGAUGCAGUUAGACAGAGUUUCCAAAAUAUUCCUGCAGCCCUGCGUAUGAUGCCCAAAAUGGAUCCAUGUGGCAUCUAUGCAAAUGACAACCUAAGGUUGGAUCAUAUCGAAGUGUAUGGAUUUGAUUAUGAUUAUACAGUUUCUCAUUACACAGGGAGCUUACAGACUUUAAUAUAUGAUCUUGCAAAGGAGCAUAUUGUCAAAGAGAACAGAUAUCCAGAAAGUUGUUUACAGUUUCAGUAUGAUCCAAAUUUUCCUAUAAGAGGACUCUUUUAUGACAAAAAGCGUGGAUGUUUAUUAAAGUUGGACUUUUUCCACUGUAUCGAACCUGAUGGAUGCUACUAUGGUCGUCGUAAGAUGAGUACGGAAGAAGUUGAAGAGAUCUACGGAAACAGGCAUAUAAGCAGAGACUAUGCAACAAAUCUGACUGGUCUGAUGGACCUUUUUUGCUUUAGUGAGGCAUGCCUUAUAUCAGAUAUUAUUCAGCACUUCGUUGAUCAAAAGCUGGAUUUUGAUGCAUUUUAUGUUUAUGAGGACGUGAAGCGUGCAAUUCACCAUGUACACUGCAGCGGACUUGUACAUAAAAAAAUUCUUGCUGAGCCAGGCAAAUAUUUAGUCAAAAAUGCAGCAGUCUUAAAAUUCUUGAGAACUCUUAGAGAAAGAGGAAAGAAGCUCUUUCUGCUGACAAAUUCGCCCUUUUAUUUUGUAGACGGAGGGAUGCGCUUUAUGUUUGAGGAAUUGGGUGUUAAGGGGGAUUCUUGGCAGGAUUUAUUUGACGUUGUCAUUGCACUUGCUGAUAAACCAAACUUCUAUAUGUCAGAUCGUCCUUUCAGGUACUAUGAUAAAGAGAAGGAUAUUUUAACAUUUUCAAAGGUUGAUGCAUUUGAACCUCAUAAAAUAUACUAUCAUGGAUGCUUGAAGUCCUUUCUAGAAAUAACAAAAUGGAAAGGAAAUGAGGUGAUGUAUUUCGGUGACCAUUUAUUCAGUGAUUUAAGGGGGCCUGCAAAAGCUGGAUGGCGAACAGCUGCUAUCAUUCGGGAGCUUGAAAGGGAAAUAAUGAUUCAAAAUGAAGAUAAAUAUCGCUUUCAACAAGCCAAAUUCCACAUAGCACAAGAAUUGCUAGGAAAAUUUCAUUCACUGUUAACCAAAAACCCAAGAGGAGAUGCUGACAAUGUUCUUUUGGAUGCACUAAAUGAAGAACGAAAGAAGUCCCGGUGGGCAAUGAAGGAAAUGUUCAAUCCUUACUUUGGUGCAGCCUUUCUUACAGACUCAGGCAGGGAGUCUGCUUUUGCUUACAACAUCCAACGAUAUGCUGACGUGUAUACAAGCAAACUAGAAAAUUUUCUCAAUUACUCAAGUGAGGCUUGGCUGCAUACGCCCUAUGAUGUGAAGAUCAUGCCACACCAUGUGAAGAUCCCUUCAAGUGUAUUGAAGACUAAAACUGAGUGGAAUAAUUAGGUCGAGUUCUGUAAAGCCAUUUAGUAUGGUUCAUAAAUAUUGAAAUUAUUAAAAAUGCUAUGAGCACCGAUUUUGUCAUCAAUACAUUCUUCAGAUGUUCAUGCCUAAUUGCUAUUUGUAAAAUGGACAACGAGUGUUGUUAUUAUAUGUGGAACUGUUCAAUGGUACGAAUGUCCUUGUUUUGAUGGUUUUAUUAUGAACACCAUUAUCUCAACUCCCGAGUGUUGGUGGUUUCUUCGCAAAUUGCUAGUGCCUUGCUUGAGAGAGAUACAUCUUGGCAUUCAACUAAUUUUGGAAAAGCUAUACACGUGAUCUGGAAGAUUGCUCCAAGGAAAUUGUUUCACAGCCUUUACCUGUCCUAAUGUUCAUCCAUCUAUAUCAUAAAACAUACGCAUUGGAAUAUUCAAAACAUAUUAGUGGUAACAAGAAACUUCAGUGAUUUGUACCAGACAGAGCAGAUCUAUGAUCAAAAUUGACCGUGGAAAUGCUGUGUGAUUGGGGGAUACAUGUUCAGCAAGAAUGGACAGCUAAUGAAUUAUGCAGCUCUGCAUCGUUACUGGUGAACAAUGGCCGCUUUGGCGUAUAAAUGAUUAUUCAAUUAUAUAUGCACAAUUGAAAGAAACGGUGCAAAAUUGCUGUAAGUCUUUUGGCAUAAAAAAUACUAACGACCUUAUUUGUAAUUGAGUAAAAAGGUUUUCAAUGUAAUCGAACUAUUACCAAUCUAAAUCAAUUAGUUAAUUUGCUACUCAAA